GUCAUGGUCAUGCAGGUCAUGUCAUAGUGGUCGAUCAUAGGAUUUUACCGGAAUGUUAGUGGUUAAUUAAUAUUGCAUUAUUGUUUUAAGUAUAAUAAAGACAAUGGCGUUGGGAUUAAGGCAUAUUUCAAACAAAUUUGUUAAUAUAACCGGCCUCGUAGGAUCUCGAAAAAGCAUUGCUAACGCCGAGAAAAUAUCUAUACAAUUUUCACAAUGUGAUCAGUAUUCAACAUUAAUUAAUACCAAAGUAUAUUGUAACGAGAAGAAAAACGGAACAAGUCGGCCAAGUAUAACUGACAACAGGGAAACACUGUAUGAUGAAGUAACAAAGGAAAAUGUCUGCAAUAUAACGAGCAGUAUGGCGAAUAUAGGUAAAAAUUAUCAGAGUUCUAGCUUUUGUAAUGCCUCGCUGGCUAAAGAAAAUAGUGACAAAUUUAGUGAAGAUUCAAGAAGUUCCCAUUCAAAUAAACCCAGUCCAGAGAAACUGAACCACGUAUACAAUAUUCUUGGCGAAACGCUACCCAAGAUAUUUAUUCAACCUUUAGAUUACAGUAUAUACCAUCCAGAUGUAGUAUUCGAGGAUCACAUAAGGAAUAUAAGGACAGAAGGACUUUACAGUUACGUUAAGCAAGUGGCAUUGUUGAGAACAGUUGGACAUUUAAGAUUCGCUUAUGUGAAAUUUGAAAUUCUGAAAAUCACGCAACACCCUGAAGAUUCCACGGUGAAAGUGAGGUGGAGAAUUAGGGGCGUAUCGGGUCUGAGGGUCAUGUUGUUGUUUUGGAAGUUCCGGUUGUGGAACUUUAGACAAAUGGUGGAUGACAAAUCUGAGAACUGGUAUGACGGGUUUUCUACGUUUUAUGUGAAUUCUGAGGGACAGAUUGUGAAGCACGUAGCAGAUAAGAUGAUGCCAGACUCGGAUUCCGUGACAGAGCCGUCUAAACUUGGCGUUGAAGCCGCCAAGCUGGCCUUGCUCAUGGGGGUAAUUCCGAGGUUUUCAGAACUCACCUCGUUAGUGUAAAUCAUGCAUUUUAAAUCGGUGUAAAAUUAAAUUUAUUUAUUGUAAUUGUAAAUAUAAAAGCGUAGUUGUCGUUCCAACAGCACUCUGAAUUUUAUAUAUUAUCGUGAAAACAAGUUUCUUAAAUAUUUAUUAUUUAUAUCUGUUAAAAAAGUUUAA
Anoplophora glabripennis (Asian longhorned beetle) is the source of this 1174-nucleotide messenger RNA. RefSeq lists its product as uncharacterized. The coding region runs from base 104 to 1018 and encodes 304 amino acids. The record is from RefSeq and is a predicted model, not a curated record. Lineage: Eukaryota; Metazoa; Arthropoda; Insecta; Coleoptera; Cerambycidae. The transcript is spliced from 6 exons.